Molecule: messenger RNA, 1455 nt
Organism: Aureobasidium melanogenum CBS 110374
Lineage: Eukaryota; Fungi; Ascomycota; Dothideomycetes; Dothideales; Saccotheciaceae
Product: FAD/NAD(P)-binding domain-containing protein
Exons: 3
Coding region: 1-1455 (484 amino acids)
Molecular function (GO): N,N-dimethylaniline monooxygenase activity; flavin adenine dinucleotide binding; NADP binding
Source: RefSeq, a predicted model, not a curated record
AUGGCGACCGGAAAGAUCAGAAGAGUGGCUGUGAUUGGCGCUGGUCCAUCGGGAGCAAUCACAGUAGAUGCCCUGGCUCGAGAAGAGGCGUUUGAUCAAAUCCGUGUCUUUGACAGGCAGGAAGGCCCAGGAGGAUGCUGGUACGGAGAUAAGCUACCACCAGCUCCAUUGACUGAAUUUGCAGCGCUGGCUACGAGGACGGCAGAUCAGCCAGUACAAUUACCGGUACAGGUUCCAGGUCAUACUCCAAGAAACACUCAGCCCCGAUGGACAGACUCGUCGAUCUAUCCUUAUCUUGAGACAAAUGUUGAUGUGGUAACUAUGGAGUACACCCAAGAGCCUAUCAUGGGGGAGCUUUCGGCACGAACGAUUGAGUUGCAUGGUGAGAAAUCACCCUUUCGGCACUGGACUGUCAUGAGAGACUAUGUGACUAGUCUAUUCAAACGCAAUGGCUAUGAGGAUCUAGUAUGCUAUAAUACUCAUGUUGAAAGAGUGGAGAAGGUCGGUGAUGAGUGGAAAGUCACCUUGAGAAGAGAGGAAGGCGAAAAGGAUUACUGGUGGGUUGAGUGGUUCGACGCCGUGGUUGUCGCGAGUGGACACUUCAAUGUGCCUUAUGUUCCAGCAGUAAAGGGGCUAGAGGAGCUUGAGAACCAACACCCUGGCAGUGUUCUACACAGCAAAAUGUAUCGCGGCCGAGAUGCUUACGAAGGCAAGCGUGUCGUUGUGGUUGGUGGCUCAGUAUCUGCAGCCGACAUCUCUACAGACCUUGUUGGCGUGGUUGACUCCAAGGUCUAUGCAGUGGUCAACGGUCAUACCAUCAACGUUUACUUUGGAGACGGCGCAUUUAACAACCCAGGAGUCAUCAGGAAGCCAACUAUUUCGCAUAUCGACACCUCAGGGGGCCAACGCACCGUACACUUCAUUGACGGUACCUCAGUACAAAAUGUUGACCACAUCAUCUUUGGCACUGGAUAUUCUUGGAGUCUCCCUUUUCUGCCGGAUGUGAAGAUUAGAAACAACAGAGUCCCGGGCCUAUAUCAGAAUGUCGUCUACCAGCAAGAUCCGACAUUGCUAUUUGUCGGAGCAGUUGGAGCUGGAUUAACAUUCAAGAUUUUCGAAUGGCAAGCUGUACUCGCAGCAAGAUUGCUGGCUGGGCGUGCCAAAUUGCCGCCUCUCGAGGAGCAACAGCAAUGGGAGGCAGAACGCGUGAAGAAGAAGGGCGACGGCCCUGCGUUUAACGUCAUUCACCCUGACUUCGAGGAAUACUUUGAAACUGUCAGAGCUCUCGCUGGUCCAGGCGAGAAUGGCAAAGGACGACCUCUACCACCUUACAAGCCAGAAUGGUUUGAUGCAUUCAUGGACGGUCACGAACUGCGAAAGCAGAUGUGGGCCAGAAAAAACGCUGCUGCUGCAGAAAACAUUCAAGCACGAGAGAAUAUUCAAGCAAGGAUCUAA